AAAUGCCGAGUUGAGCUGAGCUGUCAAAAUCGCAUCCCUGGCCAGUAGCGAAAACUUUGUCACGGCUUGGUUUUUCCGCAAAUUUCGUAAAAAUUGCGUUCGUUUUCCAGCGGAAAAGUGUCUUUCCCGUAAAGUUGUGAAUCGCGCUUCGCGGAAACGAUUGGAUAAGUGAGUUUUCGUUUCGAUUGCCGGCUUGAGUGCAGAGAGAGGAGCAGCGACAUAAUGUCCCAACGCUUUCCUCCAGCGGGGCCCAGUGGUGCUCCGCCCGGUGCUCCCGGUCCACAGCGGUAUCCUCCGUCUCCGGCCGGGCAGCCCAGUCAACCGCCGCCGGGAAUGCGUCCGUACGGGCCUGGGAACAAUUUUCCGCCCCGCGGUUACACUCCCCCUCCCCAGAUGCCCGGUGGACCUCCGCCGCAAAACCCACCGGCAAUGCAUCCGCGACCGAUGCAGCCGGGCUUCCAGGCUGGCAGUAUGCGUGGUUCGCCAAUGCCGAGCGGAUCGUCAGGAGGGAGCAAACGUCCAGCGGACAAUCGAAGCACCAUGAGUCAACCACCCCCGAAGAGUGACUAUCCGGCGAAGAAAAAGAAGAAACUGGCGGACAAAAUCCUACCCCAGAAGGUACGCGACCUGGUUCCGGAAUCGCAGGCCUACAUGGACCUGUUGGCGUUCGAACGCAAGCUGGACGCGACGAUUAUGCGCAAGCGGCUGGACAUUCAGGAAGCCCUGAAGCGUCCAAUGAAGCAGAAGCGAAAACUCCGGAUCUUCAUUUCCAACACGUUCUACCCGAGCAAGGAGACCGAAGGCGGCGAUCCGGGCGCUGAGAGCUCGGUUGCUUCGUGGGAACUGCGCGUGGAGGGACGCCUUCUGGAGGAUAACAAGUCGGAUCCGAACAAAAUCAAGCGUAAGUUCUCGAGCUUCUUCAAGUCGUUGGUCAUCGAGCUGGACAAGGAGCUGUACGGGCCGGACAAUCAUCUGGUUGAGUGGCAUCGUACCCAUUCCACUCAGGAGACGGACGGAUUCCAGGUGAAGCGUCCCGGAGAUCGCAACGUCCGAUGCACGAUCUUGCUGUUGUUGGACUAUCAGCCGUUGCAGUUCAAGUUGGAUCCGCGUUUGGCCCGUCUUUUGGGGGUUCACACCCAGACGCGUCCGGUUAUCAUUUCCGCACUGUGGCAGUAUAUUAAGACUCAUAAGCUCCAGGACGCCCAUGAACGCGAGUACAUUACUUGCGAUAAAUAUCUGGAGCAGAUCUUCGGCUGCCAGAGAAUGAAGUUUGCGGAGAUCCCGCAGCGCUUGAAUCCGCUCCUGCACCCUCCAGAUCCAAUCGUCAUCAACCACGUGAUCACCGUGGAAGGAGGAAUGGAGAACAAGCAAACUGCUUGCUACGACAUCGACGUCGAGGUGGACGACACCCUGAAGAAUCAGAUGAACAACUUUUUGCUGAGCACUGCCUCCCAGCAGGAGAUUCAAACGCUGGACAGCAAGAUCCAUGACACGGUGGAGACGAUCAACCAGCUCAAAACGAACCGAGAGUUCUUCCUGAGCUUCGCCAAGGAUCCGCAGACGUUCAUACACAAGUGGAUCGUUUCGCAGACGCGCGAUCUCAAGACGAUGACCGAUAUCGUCGGGAAUCCGGAGGAGGAACGCCGCGCCGAGUUCUAUUACCAACCGUGGACUCAGGAGGCGGUCUCGCGGUACUUCUUCACCAAGGUCAAUCAGAAGCGGGCCGAGCUGGAGCAAGCUUUGGGCAUUCGGAACUCCUAGGCGGGAAAUUGCAUUCGUUCGUUUACUUGUCGGUGAUUUGAUGUGCGUUUUUGUCUUAAGUCUUAGGAAUCUGGACCGCGGACAGGUAAGUCUAGCGAUUUUGGAAUGCGCGGGGAUUCAAUAUUUCUUUUAACAGUUUAGUAUGAUCUUUCCGAGUAUUCGGAUUUAUAAUAUUAAUUGAAUGACGAUUUAGUAGUAAUGAUGUGCUCUAGAAUUCUGAAUACUGCAAGAAAUUAUGAUUAAUAAAGUAUGUCCUAGAGAAGA
Molecule: messenger RNA, 2025 nt
Organism: Aedes aegypti (yellow fever mosquito)
Lineage: Eukaryota; Metazoa; Arthropoda; Insecta; Diptera; Culicidae
Gene: Bap60
Product: brahma-associated protein of 60 kDa
Exons: 3
Coding region: 223-1761 (512 amino acids)
Biological process (GO): regulation of transcription by RNA polymerase II
Cellular component (GO): nucleus; SWI/SNF complex
Source: RefSeq, a predicted model, not a curated record